Messenger RNA from Penaeus indicus, 1690 nucleotides. Its product is annotated as protease inhibitor 2-like. The transcript is spliced from 4 exons. The coding region runs from base 449 to 706 and encodes 85 amino acids. Lineage: Eukaryota; Metazoa; Arthropoda; Malacostraca; Decapoda; Penaeidae. Gene Ontology annotation, molecular function: protein binding; serine-type endopeptidase inhibitor activity. The record is from RefSeq and is a predicted model, not a curated record.
CGCCGCCAGUCGUGACCGAUACGCGCAGGGGAGUCGGCAGUGUGUCUCCGUCUUCGUCUCCGGCUGCAGCUGUUGUGGGACGUCGGUCUCCGGAGGCGUAUUUGUGUUAUUUUGAAACCAAACCGACGUCCUGGACUCACGUGCUGUUGCUAUCAAGACACAUGGUUCUUCCCCAAGGCCACAGGAAGCAUACGAUCACGGUCAAUGUAUGAAGCACCUAUUGUGCCGUCAGCAGUCACCUGAGAGACACAGAAGUAGAAACACUGAGUCCUUUAAGCCAACGAAGAAAUUUCCUCUCAAUUCUUGUGGUUACGGUCUCCGAAUAACACUUCCGGGCUGUUAAUGUUACUGACCGCUGACAAGUUGAUGCUUACGCUAUUUACGCCUACCGUUCCCAAGACGAAUGUGGGAGCUGUUUAGAUUAUAGUGAUUAACUGCCAGAUCUGAUAUGGAGCCUGCUAUCAAAAUUUGGCCUAUUCUCUUUCUCCUAAUUGGCGAUGUGGCAGCCAUGAUGAUCUACCAGGGUGACGGCUGCCUGGAGAAGUGUCCCGUCACACACCACUACAGCCCCGUGUGUGGGACGGAUUACGUCACAUACAUCAACCCCAGUACGCUGCUCUGCCACAAGAAGUGCACUGACUCCAGCCUGGGUGUGGCACACUUCACCAGCUGCGUCGACUGGUUAACCGGCAACUACCGCUUAUGAGCACCUGUCUGCAGGGUCAACGCUACCUUCUCACCCGCAAAGCAGCCUAUAAAGAAAACGGCCGUUCAACAAGGAGCUCCACACCCUCUGCAAUUUUCAGCUCAGGAAGAAGUUGCAUGGCGGCUCUGUUGCUUCCUGGACUGACGCCGUUCUUUGCAAGGUCGAUCGGUUCCUUCUGUUGUCGCAGGAUUUAGUACAAAGUGUCGUCGCGGAAUGAGGUGUUUUAGACCAUUUGUGUCAAACUCUGUCCAUUACAAGGGUCACAUUUCAGUUCAGUUAUGGCACUAAGGAUCAAGUCUGCCUCAUUUUAGCGAAAUCAGCAUAGACAAAUAACACUCGCACACACACAUAUAUUUAUAUACAUACACACACACAUAUAUAUACUAUUAAACGUGGUUUGUAUCGUAAAGGUUAAUUAUAACAUUGUCCCCUCCUAUUGACAUAUUUUUUCCUGACAUCAGUCAAAUUAUUAUUCCUAACCGUAGAAACCUACAAUAGGAACGUUCCAGUUUAUUCCCGAUAUAAGGAAGGUGACUUAUAUAUAACCGUUUAUCAUAACACAACUGUGUUACCUCUACAUUGCCUGUAUUUUAUGGGCAAAGGGUUUUUGGGAUGAUAUUUCCCUGUUAUUAAGUCAUUCUUAAUAACAUUCUUUACCUCCUUUACACCAGUUUGGCAUCUCUGCUUUAUUCUUAUAAAAUGAAAUUCGACAUUUAUUUUCCCAAAGGGUGUGACUAUUUAACAACUAAAAUUGGUGUUGAAAUUUAGGCUGAGGAGUGUUUUAAUUCAUAUUAGUGAAACGGGAAAAGAAGUAAUACUUUACCGAUAACAGCAUCCCAUGAGAUAAAGUAUAUACGAUAAAAUAUCUUGUUUCCUUUAUCCCUUUUCAGAUAAUCUGACCUGUGAUAAAUAAAGAUAUAAAACUAUGUCUCCACUGAUAUUUUACCAUUAUGUCACUGAUUUUUUUCCCAAAUUCCGUAUUCC